This is a messenger RNA of Mesocestoides corti, 1317 nucleotides long. NCBI's taxonomy places the organism in Eukaryota, Metazoa, Platyhelminthes, Cestoda, Cyclophyllidea, Mesocestoididae. The record is from the annotation of a GenBank genome assembly.
UUGUCUGGUUUUGUGCACUCUUCAAAACCAGCCAAUGGAGUGAAAUGCGCACUAACCCCUACUUCCGCGGCAUGGAGUUGUCAAAUUGCCUACACACACACACACACACAUGCGCCCGUCAUUAGUGCUCCACUCCGCCGCCAUCGCCAUGAUUUCGUCAACAGUUUCACUUCUAUUUUUCGCCCUCCAGGUGCGCUUUCACUAUCAGUCCGUGAUUACGAGCAGGCCCGUGGCGACAUCGUGAAGCACUACAAGAUCAAGUAUCAUCCCGAGAACGGUUCCGUGUGCAUCACCACCAAGAAGGUCUUCCCCAACCUCGUCGACUUAAUCAAUCACUACUCUUCCCAUGCCGAUGGCUUGUGUUGUCGGCUCACCAAACCCUGUCCCCGUCCCCCUCCUGACGACUGGGAGAUCUCAAGGUCAUCGCUUGUCCUCCAGGAACGCCUUGGUGCCGGACAAUUCGGCGAAGUGUGGCGUGGUCAGUUGUUGCUUCUCCUCAAACGCGAGUGGAACGGCACAACUCCCGUGGCCAUUAAAACGCUGAAGCAGGGGACCAUGACCAAGGAGGAGUUCCUGAAGGAGGCUCGAAUCAUGAAGACCCUGAGCCACGCUCACUUGGUGCGUCUGUUUGCCGUGGUAACCACGGAGCCGAUCUACAUCGUCACGGAGUUGAUGUCUAACGGCAGUCUGCUGCACUACCUGCGCUCGGAGAAGGGCAAGGCCUUGGUUGAUGACAAAUACUGCAGCAUUCGUCGUAGGUGUUUCGGCAUGGCGUACUUGGAGGACAAGGGUCUCGUUCACCGGGACCUCGCUGCACGGAACAUCCUUGUGGGCGACAACAACAUCGUGAAGGUGGCCGACUUCGGUCUGACUCGCGCAAUCGACAUCACCACAGAAUUUCCAAUCAAGUGGACCGCCCCAGAGGCUGCAUGCCGGGGUCAAUUUACAAUCAAAUCGGAUGUCUGGUCAUUUGGCGUGGUGAUCUAUGAGAUCGUAACCUAUGGCCAACAGCCCUUCCCGUCGAUGAACAACACGGAGACCCUGGACCAGGUGAACAACGGCUACCGGAUGCCCUGUCCCCAGGGCUGCCCGUCCUCGAUCUACGAGGUGAUGCUGCAGACGUGGGAUGUCACGCCUGAGCUGCGUCCCACCUUCACCUACCUGUGCGAAUUCUUCGAGGACUACGUGGCAGACGCCCAGGUGGCCGAGGACGGUGUCCUGGGUGGUAACCCCAACCCUCAAUACGACCCCGGACUAAUGAAGCGUCGCCCCGGCUACCCCUACAUGGACUCGCCAGCUCGGUUCUCUCCUAUUUAA